Molecule: messenger RNA, 1523 nt
Organism: Puccinia graminis f. sp. tritici CRL 75-36-700-3
Lineage: Eukaryota; Fungi; Basidiomycota; Pucciniomycetes; Pucciniales; Pucciniaceae
Exons: 7
Coding region: 13-1428 (471 amino acids)
Source: RefSeq, a predicted model, not a curated record
UACUAACCUGCCAUGGCGUCCUCCAGCACGAACCCUUCCCCACUCCCACCCAUCAAAACCGAGAUCGACUCUCAGCCAAAGAAGGCCUCCCCAGGUGGAGGUUCACGCAGCUCGCUCCAAAACUCAGACUUCCUAGCAAACUUACCUCCUCCCAGACACCCAAUGUCUUAUCGAACUUCCCCUACCCAAGAACGCGGCCAGGUCAUCCCAUCAGGUGGCCCAGCCCCUUUGACCGAUGGAAACAACAGCAAUCGCAGCUCGUCUGCCUCCUCCUCUAACCAUUGGACAUCAACCGUCGCGGCUACUAAGGGACCCUUACCCAGUGUCAUCUUUGCUAUUCCAUUCCCCGAGCCCGGCCCCAUGCUCCGCAAGACUUCCAAGACUCCCAUGUUCAUGAUAUACACGCCGCCGAGAGCUGUCUACGUAAAGCCCAAGCCAAUCAACGGUAAGAAGGAGAAGGAAGGAUUGAUCAAGAAAGUUGAGCGAAAAUGGCAAGAAGAAGUCCAGGAGGGAACCGAUGUCAAGGCCGGAAGGGUCGAGAAUCCAUCCGGUUGGAAAAAGUUUAAGGGCACCGUUAUCACUGCGGCUUCUAAGGCUUUAAGUUGGCUUCCAGACAGCAGCAUCCAAACGGUCGGCCGUUUACCACCGGGAAAAAAGAUCGGCUUGAUUACCGUUGUUUAUCCACAUGAGGACGAUGAUCUGACCUCCAGACCCGUCGAUCGACAACCUCAGGAUGUCAGACAAGGUCUCGAAGACCUCCUCAAACGGACUCGUCGAGCAGCGAUGCUUAAGACUGGAGUGUCUGGUGUGUUACUACCUGUUACAGCGGCGAUUGACACAUUGUGUAUCGUACCGCUCUUCAUCUUCGAAAUCAACAUUGUCUAUUUCAGUCUUCAAGUCAAUGGUGCCAGGAAGAUAGCGAUGCUGACCCAUGCGGACUCGAAAGCGAAGAAGCACGGAGCGAAGAGAAAUGUGGGCACGAAAUCAGGAAAGUUUCAGAGGCUGAAGCAGAAGUGUCGACGGGGCGGGCGGAAGGCUGAGCCAGAGCCGGAAGCGGAGCCAGAGCCGGAGCCGCACCCGGCCUCGCCGCCGUUACCGAACGAGCCCACGCCGGGAGAGAUCUUCAACGUCCAAAAGUCGCGUCCCAAUGUCUUCCAACCGGUGAUGGCCAACCUUUAUGCACUAUGCUCCGCCGCCGACCCGGUCGCGUUCCCUUCCAAGCCUAAGGGCUCACUCGUCCCGCCCUAUCGUCCCGACCAGCCUAUGGUCGUCGACCUCAUCGCCGCCUUCAAGGAUUGGGUCCCCGCUGAUGUCGCUUUGAGACACAACCUCGACCCCCAAGUCGUCGCUAAAGACCUGCGUCAAAGUAUGAAGAAAGCUACAAAGGCCUACAUGCGUACCUUGAAACCCGUCAAAUCCACCUCGUAAUCAAUCAGCUCUUUUUCUGCUGCACUGCAGCCUUCUUCCUCUUUCUCAUCCUUUUGCCCUUGUAAUCUUUUAUCUCACUUUGAGAUUCUUUUUGU